Linderina pennispora is the source of this 669-nucleotide messenger RNA. RefSeq lists its product as uncharacterized. NCBI's taxonomy places the organism in Eukaryota, Fungi, Kickxellomycota, Kickxellomycetes, Kickxellales, Kickxellaceae. The transcript has a single exon. The record is from RefSeq and is a predicted model, not a curated record. The coding region runs from base 79 to 432 and encodes 117 amino acids.
CUAGUUUGCUCUCUGCAGCUGGCCCGCUCAGCAAAAUGGCUCGUAGGCGCAGCAGCCUGUGUGUCGGAACACAGCACAAUGGUGUGGUCCGGUUUGCAGAUGUGGACCGGCUAUCAUCCAGUUUUAGCAUUGCACAUCUCUCCGGGCAAAUGGCCGGGCGCGGACAGGAACGCGAUGUGUGGAGGCCACACGCUCCGCGCUUUGGUUAGACCUGGGACUUUUAUAUCGGAGGCUGCCGUAAGAGUACUGUAUCGAUGGCAAAAGCGCUCAUGGUCUGUGCACCUUAGCCGCAGCCGGACUAGGCUGGGCGGAUAUGCGCUGCGUCUUUUUGUCGACAUAGCACUCAUCGGCUGGGCUGUUUAUUUUUUCAGCCAGGCACAAUUUCAUCAUGUAGACACCAAGGGCAAUGCUCUUCUCAUGAAACCCCGAUAAUCGGAUGCCUCGGCUGCAGUAUUGGUGAUAUGCAAGGAAAGUAGAUCCGGUAUCUUUGCGUGAGAGCUGGCUCUGAGAUUUCACAGCUUCUGCCAGGCGAUUUCAGGUAAAAGUGCUAUAUAUCUGACGCCGGUACAAAGACAAACAUGAAUCUGGCCAAUGCCACCCACAAAGGAUAUUUGUAUACUGUGCCUCCUUUGUGAUAUAGCCAGGGACAGCAAUUCUACACAAAAAUUG